Molecule: messenger RNA, 841 nt
Organism: Xiphias gladius (swordfish)
Lineage: Eukaryota; Metazoa; Chordata; Actinopteri; Istiophoriformes; Xiphiidae
Product: C-C motif chemokine 19-like
Exons: 4
Coding region: 91-417 (108 amino acids)
Biological process (GO): positive regulation of GTPase activity; cellular response to tumor necrosis factor; lymphocyte chemotaxis
Cellular component (GO): extracellular region
Molecular function (GO): chemokine activity; CCR chemokine receptor binding
Source: RefSeq, a predicted model, not a curated record
UGUAGGUGUUGAAAGGAGGAGCAGGCUCCCGAUCAGCCAGUCAGCUACCAGUGAGACGAAGAGACGACCUUGCCAGCUCAGUGACCAGACAUGGCUCCGUGGGGUGACGCAAAACUCUUCCUCUGCUUCCUCUUCAUCACCUGUUGCUGCACAGUGACAUUGGCGCAGAUACCCAUGGACUGCUGCCUGAGCGUCAAGAACAGAACAGUCCAGAAAGGCCUCAUCGUAGACUACCGUCGACAAACCCGUGGAAACGGCUGCUUUCUCGAAGCCACGAUUUUGGUGACCAAACGGGGCAGGACACUGUGUGUGCCCCCUGAGGAACCCUGGGUCAAAGGGGUGGAGGAACACGUGGACAAACAGAAGGCUAACUGCGGGAAAAAGAACAGACGCUGCCCGAGAGUGAAGCAUCAGUAAACCGGGACCGGCCCCUGACCCCCUUCGGCCGCUGCAGCAACGACAACAACAAUGGGCUGCUGCAAGUCAGGGAAGAGACGGAUUGGAUCACACCACUGAAAAAAAAAAGAGACAUAAAUCAGGAUAAUCAUAGUAUUUCAUUCUGUACCUGAAGAACUCUUUAUCUAUUUUACCUUUGUGUUUUAUGAAAUUAUGUUUAUUUGAGAUGCAAUAAAUAAAUAAAUAAAUAAAGCAUUUUGAAGGAUUUUUAUAUAUAUUUUUUUUUAAUGUUAUCUGUGUGUUUAGGAAGACCAGGGGUUUAUGGAAGAAAUUUAAAAUGUUAACACUGAACAGAUAAACUACUCAGGCAUUGUCAGUUCACGGGUUGUAUGGAUUUCUUUGACUGUCGACUUUUUUCAGAAUAAACCCUGUGGUUUUUUUCUCC